AUGAACAAGCCAGUCCUACCACCAACAACAACACUCAAUCUAUCGAUGCUCCCCCCAGAAAUCAUCUUCUGUGUAAUGGGAAUGCUCGGACCUCGGGAGAUCCUGACUCUGGCUCUUGUCAAUUCCAGGAUCCGGCUCCUCUCAGCAGUACAGCUCUCUUACGCCUACGACAUGAGGAUACGCUCAAAACACAAUCAUGUUGUCGACAUCAACAGCGGCAGCAAAGGAUUGCCACUUCCUCGACCAAUGUCAGAGUACGAGCUCUAUGUGAGACUGGUCCUCUCUGAACUCUACUCGCAGGAAUCAAAGGACCUCGAGUCAACCUCCGGCAGGGACGAGGUCAAGCUUGCACUGACCUGCUGCAAAAGAAUCCUUCGGCGACUCUACCUCAUCGACAAGCACGAAAACUUUUCUCCCUGCCCCUAUGGAUACAUCGCUAAUCAUAAAUCGCAUCCAAUGAACGGUCUCGACUCGCCACCGACUUUGCCCAAACCAACUCCAUUCAUUUCGUCGACGGUGAACCUUCACAUCGUCACCAGAGUUCUUGCGGACCAGGUCUGCCGAGGCAUCUGUUUACCAGAGACAGCGGUUCUUGUGUUGCAAUCGCUCACCAGCCUCUGGGAUCAAGACCAGUUCCAAUACCUUAUCAACUCUCCCGAGAAGCAUGCCCCCAUAAGAGCGCCACCGAUCGCGAACCGACUGUCGAUAGGCCAGCUGUGCUUCCAGUACUUGAUCCCCAACGUCCUCGGAUUGCUCAAACCCGUGCUCCAGUUAUCGCCGUCAUCCUGUAGAUCCUUGGAAGGGAGGCAACAUGGAGAACAAUUAUCAAAGGUUCAACCGCUACACCCACCACAACAGCAGAUCCAUGAUCAGAUUAUACCACCACCUCAUCCGACGACACCACAAGACAGCAGCUCCAGCAACAGCAUUCAAUCCUAUUUCGAGAGGACAAAGUCUCUCACCAGCGGCGUGCUACCAUCCCAGCAAGAGUUGCUGCAGCCACCCAGGAUUCGCUCAAUCGCCCAAUUGACUCGAGUGCUCGUGUUCCUACCUCUCCUUGGGCGCCACUUCAAUACGCUGCCCACAAGCACCUUUAUCGAGACGUUUCUGGACCGGUCCAAAGGCGAUCUCCCGAUUGACCGAGCUGCGGUGAUGGUGUACGGAUUUAUGUGUGUUCUGGACCUGGAGGCAGGCAAGAUCAACCUUGCCUCGGACAGCUACAAGAUCUUUGAGCGAUCAAUGCCGACACAGGGCGUGGUCCAGGCGCAGGAGAUGGUCCGCAUUGUGAGUCGAUAUCAACCCAUGCGAGAGGAGGCCCAAGGGACACAGAGACGUGCAUCCCUGCUCCCAUCUAGUCAACAGGGCUCUCAACCAUACCCCCCUCUGGCACUCACCGACAGCAACCACCACAACGAUGGCUCACUCUACACUGGUCGUGAAGCUUCCUCCUUUUCUCAAGCUCCGACCAUCCGUCCACUUUCGUCCAGGUUUCAGCUGCACCAAGUCGACAACGACGACAUCAGCAACAGCAACAUCAGCAACAACAACCUCGACGACGAUGACAACAACGAGGACGAGGACGACUAUGGGGACGAGGAUGGGGAUGAUACCACUAGUGUAAUGCAACCAAUCCUUCAGACAAAGACCGCAGGUCGACCUCGUCCUGUCAAGAGAUCCUCGACUAAGGGCCGGGGACCAGAUCGAUGCGUGCAGCACGUCUAUCUCGAGGAGGAGGAUAUCGAGCUGAUAUUCACAGGAUACAGGUUCCUCCAGACUCGACUCUACAUCCACUACCUCGCCUGUGUCCUAAGUGCAGGAAUCCUCUUCUUGCUUGGACGAUGGAUGCCGCAGCGAUACUUGGCCUUUGUAGCCGAAAAGUGCGAAAUGAGCCAGGCCGAAUCCGUUGUUGUCGAGGAUGCUUAUGGUCAAUUGGUCACGGAGGUUGUCUUUACGAAGUACUAUGGAGGACCUAUCAACUCGGUCUUCAGUCCCGAACAGAUGGAGAAGCAGGAAGACGACGAAGAUUUCGACGAAGCCUUGUCUUCGGGAAUGCUGCACGAUAUGAGAUACUUCGACUACCAGUACAUCCGAUUCAUCUACAACCCAGUGACGUAUAGCUUUAUGCAGAACUCGAAGUGGAAGGAUCCCGAGUGGUUGAGCGUCGUCAACUGUGAUCGCGGAAUUGGGCGUGAGACUCAGCAGGAGCGCACGAUGGUUUUUGGUCAGAACGUGAUCGAUGUCAAGGAAAAGACAGUGGGACAGCUGCUGGUCGGAGAGGUCCUUCAUCCGUUCUACAUCUUCCAGGUGUUCUCGAUGGCUCUUUGGUUGGCGGACGACUACAUCUACUACGCCGGCUGCAUCUUUGUCAUAUCUACCGUCUCGGUGCUGACAGAGUUGAUCGAGACCAAGAAGACCAUGAGACGCAUGCGCAACAUGUCCAAGUUUGUCUGCAACGUCAAGGUUUACCGUUCUGGCAGAUGGCGCUAUUUAGGAUCAGAGGAGCUUGUGCCUGGCGAUGUCUUUGAGGUGACCGACUCGGACCUGUCUGUUUUCCCAUGCGACGCCGUACUGUUGUCAGGUGAUUGCAUUGUGAACGAGAGCAUGUUGACAGGAGAAUCAGUUCCAGUCUCCAAGAUCCCUGUGACGGACAAGGUGCUGCGACAACUCGAUCUUUCUCUGGCCAACAUUCCUUCGGACCUUGCCCGCCAUUUUUUGUUUUCAGGAACCAAAAUCAUCCGUGCACGACCAGGAGCGGCGAGUUCAAAAAAGCAGAUUCGCACGGACGAUGUCGACUAUGACGUCAACCGAACACCUCGUGGACUGGCACUUGUGGUUCGAAUAGGAUUCAACACGACCAAAGGAAGUCUGAUCCGUUCGAUGUUGUUCCCCAAGCCAAACGACUUUCAGUUUUACCGCGACUCUUUCCGUUUUAUCGGCAUUCUAGCAGGAAUCGCGUUCUGUGGCUUCUUGGUCUCGACAGUCAACUUUAUCCGCAUGGAUGUGCCCUUUAGGCUGAUGAUCAUCAAGGCUUUGGACCUAAUCACCAUUGUCGUCCCGCCCGCGCUUCCAGCAACCAUGUCCAUCGGAACCAGCUUUGCUAUCGCUCGCCUGAAGCGCUCCAACAUCUUUUGCAUCAGCCCUACCCGUGUCAACAUUGGAGGAAAAAUCAACUGCAUGUGCUUCGACAAAACUGGGACCUUGACGGAGGAUGGACUGGAUGUGCUCGGAGUUCAAUGCACGGAUGUCGAGACUGGACGGUUCGGGACUCUUUUGAAUCGGGUCGAGGAUCUGAAAGCGGUUCCGGACUCAAUGCAUGAGAAGGGGACAUCACUCCUGUUUGCCAUGGCAACCUGCCAUUCUGUCAAGUCGUUGAACGGAGAGCUCAUCGGUGACCCGUUGGAUCUCAAGAUGUUCGACUUUACCCAAUGGAUUUUGGAGGAAGGCGGUCUUGGUGCUAGGACGUCGAGUGUCAGUGAGGCUGCUCACAAUCAGUCAAAGGGCGUUGCGGGGGGUGUCGUAUCGACCGUUGUCAGGCCACCAGGUGCGAAGCGGUUCAACCUCAAUGACGUUCUUACUCACCACCCCACUGAGAUGAGCGAAUCGGAAACGUUCUUGGAGUUGGGUAUUAUUCGCUGCUUCGAAUUUGUGUCGUCUCUUCGACGGAUGAGUGUCGUUGUCAAGAAGCUGCACAGUCCCGGCAUGGAUAUCUAUGUCAAGGGCGCGCCAGAAGUCAUGACCGACAUUUGUCUCAAGGAGUCAUUACCAUCGGACUAUGCGGACCGUCUGUCGUAUUAUACCCAGCAUGGAUACCGAGUGAUUGCCUGCGCCACCAAAUCGUUGCCCAAUCUUAACUUCAUUCGCGCACAGCGUGUCAAGCGGGAGCAGGUCGAGAGCGAUCUUACGUUCUUGGGUCUGAUUGUCUUUGAGAACAAGCUCAAGCCCACGACUGCACCAGUUAUCGCCACUCUCAGCAACGCUCAGAUCCGACAAGUGAUGUGCACCGGUGACAAUGCCCUUACCGCCAUCAGCGUCUCCAAGGAGUGUGGAUUGAUUCAGAGUUCGAGAGAGGUGUACGCGCCCCGGUUCAUCAUGGGAAACUCGACCACCGAAAACUCGAGAAUCGUCUGGGAGAACAUUGACGAUGGACGCAAGACUCUGGACCCUAUAUCCCUUAUGCCUAUGACAUCAAGCUUCGAGACUAUGAGUAGAGGACAGGACUUUCCACGAUACACCUAUCUGAACGAGUAUGUCCUUGCGGUCACUGGUGAUUGUUUCCGAUGGAUGGUGGACUUUGCACCUAAGGCGACUCUGCACAGGAUGCUGGUGAAGGGUCAAAUUUUCGCUCGCAUGUCGCCAGAUGAGAAGCACGAGCUGGUUGAGAACCUGCAGGCUAUCGGAUACUGUGUAGGAUUCUGCGGUGAUGGAGCCAACGAUUGCGGAGCUCUCAAAGCCGCCGAUGUCGGUAUCAGUUUGAGCGAGGCGGAGGCAUCAGUCGCCGCACCUUUCACAAGUCGCUCGAAUGACAUUGAAUGUGUCGUCAAAGUCAUCCAGGAGGGUCGGGCUGCGUUGGUCACGAGCUUUAGUUGCUUCAAGUACAUGGCUCUGUACAGCAUCAUCCAGUUCACGACCGUCAGUUUGCUGUAUGCCUUUGCAUCCAACCUCGGCGACUUCCAGUUCUUGUAUAUCGACUUGGCGCUCAUUUUGCCGAUCGCAGUGUUCAUGGGUCGAACGGAAGCCUUUCCGGUGCUCAAUCCGAAGCGACCUACCGCCAACCUUGUCUCGAAGAAGGUCCUCACCUCGCUCAUCGGACAUAUUUUGAUCCAAGGAUGUUUCCAGGCGACCUUGUUUAGCAUUGUCCGUCACCAGCCGUGGUACAAGCCUCCCAAAUAUGAGCGUGGCGAGAAGAACAUUGAGGGGUACGAAAACACAAGUCUGUUCCUGCUGUCGAUUUUCCAGUACCUGCUUGUCGCGAUUGUCUUCAGUGUCGGACCUCCUUACCGCAAGCCGAUGUCCUCCAACCGUAAGAUGAUGUCAGCGUCGAUCGUUUUGUUCCCGUCGGGAUGGCUCAAGAGUUUUUUGCAGCUGUUGGAUAUUCCAUUCAGCUUCAAGUUGUUUAUUCUGUUGAUGGCAGGACUGCACCUAUUAAUUGCAUUAGCGUCCGAACGCGUUGUGUUUCCGAUCCUCGCCACAAAGAUCGGACAAGUGAUCCAGUCAAUCCGCAAGCGGUCGUCGCCAUCGUCGUCGUCUUGGUCCGUGACCACAACACCAGCAGCAACAGCCACGAACACAAGGGUAUCGGGUUCACAACGGGGUCCUCAUCGUCGUUCCGCGCAGUAUGGGGAUGAGGCACGGAUAGAUGUGGGUGAGGGGGACGAGGAGGACGAGCAAGGGUCACGUCCGAGCACCCCUCUCAUUGGAUCGCAUCCCCAUAAUCCGUUUGACCGGAUUGGUCGUGGCAGUGCCGAUAAUGAAAGAUUGAGGAAGGGCAAGAUCUACAAGGCUGUACAAGAGGAAAUGAACAUCAUCUGA
Linnemannia hyalina is the source of this 5529-nucleotide messenger RNA. NCBI's taxonomy places the organism in Eukaryota, Fungi, Mortierellomycota, Mortierellomycetes, Mortierellales, Mortierellaceae. The record is from the annotation of a GenBank genome assembly.